AUGGUUCAUCUAAACGCUGCCACAUUACAUCUUCAUUACGAUAUAGAAAAGCCUGGUUAUCACGGGUUAGAUCGACGGCACUAUCCAGAAAAGCAUCGUUUUUCUUUUAGUGAAUCUGUUUUCAAGCCUCGAGGUCGUGCUCAUGUUCCACCUCCACCUCUAGAGGAUGUCAAAUGGCGUCCACAUGGUAAAUUUAUCGAACCAGAAUAUUCAAAUGUUGGGCCAGAUUGGCAUUCACGUUUACGAUAUAUUAAAUCUCCACGUAAUCCUGAUGCGCGUCCGACACUACCCGUUGCUGUCAUUGAACAAAAUCUACAUUUUGUUCGUUCAUUUCCUCAAAAUUGGCAACGUACAUCGAACGAAUGGAUCUAUUUCCCAGACGAGUCUUUUGAUCAUCGUCCGUCGAAAAGAAAUCGUUUUGCUGACAUGCAUCUUAGAUCGAUCGAAGAUCUAGGUGAUGAUGAUGUACAUAUGACACAAAUGGGACAUAAACGAAGAGUCUAUGAUUCACGUAACGGUAUUCCGAAACGAUCGGAUGGUGAUAAAAGUUAUCGUCGUGUUGAAUAUGAACCAGGUUUUCAUAAACUUGGUUCGACCCUACCUCCGAUUAACUUUGGAUACAAUGGAAAUCCAGAUGGACUAGAGAAGACUUUCAUUCCGAUGAAACGUGACACAGUUCAUGUCAUUGAUGAAGAAGAAUUCGAAGAGAAACAACGUCAACGUGAAUACGAUGAAUCCAUAGAUGAAGUUCGACAACUGGAUAAAUGGAAGCCUGCUGAAUGCUUAAAGAGCGCUUUUCAAGUGUUUCCUUCUGAUUCCAAAGAUAAACGUGCAAGCAAGCGUCGAUCAAACUUUCGAUAA
This is a messenger RNA of Adineta ricciae, 861 nucleotides long. The record is from the annotation of a GenBank genome assembly. NCBI's taxonomy places the organism in Eukaryota, Metazoa, Rotifera, Eurotatoria, Adinetida, Adinetidae.